AUGCCGACUGGGCCUGCUUCCUGUAUGAAAAGCCAAGGCGAUGAUAAAAAAGCACAUAAAUCUCACAGCCCCGGUGUUCAAGAGCCGAAUCGCACGUCAAGUCGGGUCCAGUGCCCGAGCGCAACUCAGAAGUGCACGCACUUGGCUUCUGUUAAUCAAUACUUGCGACUCCCACACGGUGUACUAGAGCCGCUGGGUUGCGCCUCCUCGAACCCCUUCCCUUCCAAUCCCUCCGUCAUAAUUUUGUAUGCGAGCGGAGACAAGGAGAUCACGGAGCAACCAAUAGCCUUGCUACAAGAAUCCGACAGGCCGGAGGGUGUCGAGACUUCUCUGAAGAAGGAUCCACCAGAUCCGCCGGUUCCACGUACCACAGGUCCACCGCCACUCAGCGUCAACUCCUUCCUCACAUCCCCUAAUUCGAGUCCCAAAGGGAACAACUCCUUGGACUUUUCGAAUGACAUGGCUGUGGCUACAAGCCUCUCUGGUGGAGAGGAACACGCUGUUGUCACCAUUGGGUCCGCCGUCGGUAGCAGUACAUCGACAACCACAGCAGUAGCGACAACUUCGUCCACUACCACGGCUUCCAAAUCACCCGUUUUCACACUCUCCUCAAUGGCCGCGUCGGUGACCUCUGCUGUCUCACACGUACCUUACCCACCUGUUCCCUUAAUCUCUGACAGCCGAUGUGGUCGCUACGACUGGUCCGCGUCCGACUCCGAAGGCCCUCCCCCACAACCUACUCCAGAUGCGUCCGCUGAUGGAGCUCCUUCUUCUUCAUUCCUUCCCACAGUUUCCACGUGGAAAUCCGCACCUCCACCAUCCCAGGAAGCCGUAGCGGCAGCAGCCGAGGCGUUCAGCAUGGUGCGAAAUUGGUUUGCGAGUCCCUGUUCCCGGGCACCUGAGCAAACUUCGGCCAGUGGAACUCCCAGCCCUCUCCUGCCCCCCCCACCACCACCAUCUUCCCAAACGACACCUCACAUCCCUGCCUCCCUUUUGCCUACCUCGUCCUCGUCGUGGGGCCUCGGAUUCCCUACAGGUGGUUACCAGCCCUAUCCUGGACACCGGAGCAGCGGCUUCGUGCCCACCGCAUCUUCGGGGUCGCGGACCACACCGACGGGUGGCAGUUUUUUGCGUGGCGGCAAGAAACGCUCGCACUCACAAUCAUCAAUCAAUGAUUUGGACAUUCCUAGCCUUACACGUAGCUCGCAGGGUUCUCUCAACAUGCUUCAGGCUAUGCAAACCUCUAGAAGCGGCAUCUCUAGCAUGGGCGGCUCCUAUGGCCAUCUUUCUGCUGCCUCUCUGGGAGCCAGCCCGGUUCCAAUGUCUGGUCGGCGCGCGAGCAACAACAGUACGGACAACUCAGUGUUCGGCGGCUCACCACAGCCCGUCACUACCUCGGGUAGCGGUUUUCGGCCCACCACACCCUCCAUCCUCUACCGGAGGGGCCUGACACCCCGCGGAGUCAGUCGUGCUACCCCCAACAGCAGUGGUAGCAGUAGUGGUGGCGGCGUCAGCAGCGGCGUUGCCUCCUCCGCAGCUUUAGCUGCCACCGCGGCUAACCCCGCCACCACCUUCCUGUUCCCCUCCACUUCCGUUCCUUCCAGCGUCAGCGCCUUCCCACCUUCCGCAUUCCAUGGAUGCUCACCGCAAGUUGACAAAUCCGGUGAGGCGAAAGACACACAGAAUAACUCCGCCGUCGCGAUGGCAUUUGCGGCUGCAGCGGCUGCUGCAGUGGCUGCAAACUUCAGUGGAGGUGGGGCUGGUGGACCGGGUGGUGGCGGUAUCGGUGGAACCGUCCCCUCAUUGGGUCACCACUCGUGGCACCCCAAGGCCUGUGGUUCAAACCCGGGGUCUGCAGUAGCCACUAGUUCCUCCUCUAACGGCUCUUCACCUGCUUCUGCACCGGGUAUCGCACCGCCUCUCUUCCCACGCAAGCCCCAGACGCCAGCUAAUCCGGCCAACUUCAUGUUCUCACCACAGGCCAUGAUGCUUUACCACAAUGCCCUGCAGAAGUCCACCAAUGUCGCGGCCGCCGCUGCUGCUGCUCCGUUCUAUGCCGGACGAGGCCAGACUCAUGAUUCCUUUCAUCCACCCAAUUACGACUGGUGGCUGAGUCGCGGUAGCAACGCACGCAAAGAUGUCCCUAUUCCACCGCCUCCACCUCUGCCUUCCCAUUCUCAUCCGCAUUCUGCCAACACUAAUGGUGAUACCUGCUCCACCACUGGUAGCUCCAUGAAAGGCGAGGACCUAUCCACGUCGACAGUUGUGGCAAAAGCCAUGAAAGUGGAAAGUAGCGGCAGCGGAGGAGGUGGUAGUGGCGGCGCUUCAGUGGCAGCGCUGUUGGCUGGCGAUGAGGCUGGAUGUAGCGACUACGAGGAAGAGUUGAUGGACGAGGAUGGCAGGAUUCCUCAGGAGGGCGAUCCCGACUUUGUUGAGACCACCUGCCGGUGGGGCAGCUGUCAGUGCCAAUUUGAUUCACAGGACGAACUCGUGAAGCACAUCAGCAACGAGCACAUCGCGGGCAACAAGAAGAGUUUUGUCUGUUUCUGGCGUGAGUGCGUGCGCGGUGCCCGACCCUUCAAGGCGCAGUACAUGCUGGUGGUGCACAUGCGUCGCCACACCGGUGAGAAGCCCCAUAAGUGCAUUUCGAAGUUCUUAAGCCAGCAGUCUGCUGCUGCUGGUGGCGGUGGUAAAAAUGAAGUUCCCCUUCCCUUCCCUUCCCUUCCCUCACCCACUGCAGAACGCUGUGCUAGAGAGCACUUUACUGAACAAGAGGCAAGCCCCCAGUCAUUGACGUCACUGCAGUCGCUGGGGCAGCAUUCGCUUCCCACCUGCUAUUUUGACGGUUGCUCAAAGCGCUACUCGCGGCUGGAGAAUUUGAAGACGCACCUGCGCUCGCACACUGGGGAGAAGCCAUACCAGUGUGAAGUACCAGGCUGCAACAAGGCCUUCAGCAACGCCUCUGAUCGCGCCAAGCAUCAAAACCGCACACAUAGCAAUGAAAAACCCUACGUGUGCAAGGUUAUAGGCUGCUCCAAGCGUUAUACGGACCCUAGCUCUCUCCGGAAACACGUCAAGACUGUCCAUGGCGCUGAGGUUUACGCAAAUAAGAAGCACAAAGGUGAGAGCUGGAGUAGCCGUUCCUGUGGGGGCGGCACUGGCCUUGGUGCGGCUUUUCGGAAUUCCGGUGGGGGAGGUGGCAGUGGUGGUGGCAGCGGGGGAACUCGCGGAGGGCGCGAUGGCUCGAAGGGUCCAACAGACGGCUUCUCCUUCUUUCACGACAGGCGCGGCGGUGGUUCGCGGGGUGGUGGACGCAGCGGAGGGUCAAAAGGCGUUGGAGGUAAUGGUGGCGGUGGCAGCGCUGCUUUUGCUGAAGGGACUACCGCACUGCCCUCGCAGACUUUGAACCGCGUAAUCUAUCCUCACACCCCUCCCUAUCAGCAGAAUACUCCGGGCAUGCCAAAUCAUAACCCCCACCAUGCCUAUCCUGGUCACCAGUUCUCCCACGCCAUGACACAGCGGAGUGGCCCUGCGAAACGUGAAAAUUUCACCACCUGGGCUCCUCACCAGUAUCACGGAUGGUCUAGUGAGUGGAGCCAGACUCACGCCCGUAUCAGCGGUGGUGGUGGUGGAUACACUACCAGAGGAUGGGUCAGUCCACGCAUCAGUGGCGCCUAUCAGGAACCCCGUUAUAGUGACUGCUACGACCAUCUCAUGAGUCAACCAGCCAACAUAGAGCAUUCCGCCGCCAGGUUUGUUGGAGGUGGUGUUUUGGGCAUCAGCCGAACACGCUAUCACCACCCACAGCCACUACCAACUCAGGCGCAGUUUCGCUCCUCCUCCUCCUCCUCCUCUACUUCCGACGCCAACGCGGCAGUUGCGGCGGCAGCAGCCAUGGCGCAGGCCACCUCGUGUCCCUCCCUGGUAACUGAGGUAGAGACCUCUGCCUACGUUCAUACGCCGCUCUACACGCCCUUUAAGCCGGAGGGAGCCGGGACCGUCUUUACGAGGAGCAUACGUGGGCAAAAUCCGCACAAACCAGAGACGAGCAUGCCCUACCAAGCCCCAGUGGUGCCCCUACCCAACUCUCACACCGCUUCUGCCGGCGUCGUUCCCAGUAUGGGUGGACAGAAGUUGGACAUAGUCGACAGCUCUGCUGGGAAAGACGUUGCCUCCUCUCUUCUUUCCGGUGAACCAACAGAUCGAUGGCAGCACGUAAGCGGAGGUAGCGCAUCAUCAGGUGUUGGAUCUGGCCUAACGAACAUGACGCAGGAUAGUGGGUAUCCGGAGAGCGACCUUAGAGGCGGCAUCACCACGCCAACUACCCCUACGCCCAUCAAAGACACUUCUGCCUCCUCUUCCGUCGAGACGCCUUACCAGCGAUUGGCAGAAGGAGAGGAGAAGAUGCUUGGCUGGGGUGAGACCUCAGUUGCUGCUACUGCAUCCACCCAACCUUCCACCGGUGCGAGUCAUUUGCCUCCCGAUCAGACCGCUCAACUGAGCACAACCAGUUCGCAAGUCAGCAGCGGUCUUGGCUCCAUGGUGAGCUCGGGGACCGGAUCCAGUAGUUGCGGUGGUGGCACUGGUAGUGGUGGUGGGGAUGGCGGUUCACGCCGCAGCUGUGUUUCCACACGACCCGUCGCUUCGAGCAUGGACACGUCCUCCGUCAAAAUGCCCUUCUGGGAAGGUCGAAAUGAUUCCGAUUCUAGCUGUGUCUUUCAGCUGUCCUCCUCCUCGACGGCACAGACCACGGUUAGCGAAAGGACCGACUUCAGCCAACCGCGCAGCGGCGUUGUAUCUUCUUUCGACCCUUCUGCUGACGGUGGUAGCGUUCCAUACUCAGUCAACAGCUGGAGAGGAAAUCAAUCUGAGGCGACAUAUGCCACUCAUCCUCAAUCGAGGGACUAUGCAUCAUCAAAUUGGUCAGCCGAACAGUCUGCUAGCUACUUCACUUCAGCCGCUGGCUACUCCACAUCCAACGUUCCUGAGCAGGGUACAUCUCAACGCACUUGCCCACCUUCAGCCAGCAGUAGCAACAAUAACAGCAGUAUCAGCAGCAAUGAGUGGUCCCGUGUGUCCUACUCUGGCCAGACCUGCGGCUACCCCGACUACGGCUAUGGAGGACAGAUGCAAUCCAUGAACUACCCACUUUAUCCCUUGGAAAGUCAACCACCGGCUGUCUAUCGUGGCAGCUAUAAUGGUUGGAGUGAUGCGAACAUGACAGGCGGCAGCAGCAAUGUUGUAACUCCCACGUCCUUCAAUAAUUCCUACGCGGGACUUUUCUCCGAGACUAUGAAUUCCCGGUUAAUGGUGCAGCAGCAUCAGCAACACCAAUCUGCUUCCAACCUAGAGGAGCUUCAGCCGACUCUCUCCACCUCCUCGAUGUCAGUAGGUUUCGGUUUCAGCAGCGGUGGCGGGGUUACCACCUCUUAUGAUCCAUUGAACAGUAACCUUGUGGUCUGCAGCAUGCCACCACUGCUGCAAGCAGAGAAUGCUGCCCCUGGUCUCUACCCUGCGGCAUUCAAUUAG
This is a messenger RNA of Echinococcus granulosus, 5529 nucleotides long. Its product is annotated as Protein cubitus interruptus. The transcript has 13 exons. Gene Ontology annotation, cellular component: nucleus. The coding region runs from base 1 to 5529 and encodes 1842 amino acids. Lineage: Eukaryota; Metazoa; Platyhelminthes; Cestoda; Cyclophyllidea; Taeniidae. Gene Ontology annotation, biological process: smoothened signaling pathway; regulation of transcription by RNA polymerase II. The record is from RefSeq and is a predicted model, not a curated record. Gene Ontology annotation, molecular function: RNA polymerase II cis-regulatory region sequence-specific DNA binding; DNA-binding transcription factor activity, RNA polymerase II-specific.